AUGCGUGGUCUGUUCACCACGUCGCUCCUUGCGGCGAGCCUCGCUGGCGUCGUACUCGCCCACCCCCAUGAGAACGGGGGCAAGCGCCGCAAGACGCUCGGUUUCGGCCCUGACCGCCCUCACGCUGUGUUCAAAUCCAGCCCAUACGACAUUGCCACCAGCAGCUUCAUCCCGCAAUCCAUCUCCAACGACCCCUUCGAGGUUGCGCGGGUCUUCGUGGACGACCUCCUUCGCGACCAGGAGGCGAACUCGUAUCGCGUGCGGAAGGACUCGUACACGGAUGAGACAACCGGCAUCACUCACGUAUACUUCCGCCAAGUCGUCGACGGCGUCGAGGUAGCGGACGGCGACAUCAAUGUCAACAUCCGCGACGGCAUGGUCCUGUCGUACGGUGACUCGUUCUACAAGGGGCCUCUGUCUGGUUUGCAUGACCGCUCGCUCGUCGACAGCGCACGCUGGCCGCACACGCAACACUGCAACUCGCUCACCGACGAGAUCGUCGCUCGCUACGAUGCGCUUUCCCGCGCUCGGUCCGCGACCACCCAGACCCCUCUCGGCAACGUCGUCGAGGAGAUCGAGGAGGCGCUCUCGCCCCUCGUCAACUCGCACCAUGACAACUGCCUCUACCACGACGUCCCCCACUCGCUUGCGGACAAGUCCAAGGGCGACAUUGAGGGCGCCCUGCUGCAGUUCAUGAUUGCCGCCACGCCGAACGACGACCUCGUCAACGACAUGCUCGCCCGCUACGACGACUACCUCAGCAGGAUGUCGACGCACGCCGUCAACUCGUUCACCGCGGACGAGAGCUCGCACUUUGUCAUUGACAACGUCCCUGACGCGGUCAACCCGGUCAAGGCGAGGAUGGCGUACGUCCAGGUUCCGACUGCGGACGGCAAGAGCACCAUUCUUCGCCCUGUGUGGAAGUUCGAGGUCGAGAUGCGGGACAACUGGUACGAGGCUGCGGUCUCCGCCGAGGUCCCCCACCGCAUCAUCUCCGUCGUCGACUGGGCGUCCGACUCGCCCAUCCCCAAGCCCGAUGAGCCCCGCAAGGCCGGUACCUACAACGUCUUCGCGUGGGGUGUCAACGACCCCGCUGAGGGCAACCGUACCCUCGAGAAGGAGUACUUUGACACCCUUGCGUCGCCCGUCGGCUGGCACUCCAUUCCCUUCGAGAACGACCCGACGUUCGACUUGACGCGGGCGAAGCCCAAGGGCUUCUGGAGGAACACGACGACCACGUACGGCAACAACGUGUUCGCGCAGGAGAACUGGGAGGGUCGCAACGCCUACCUCGACAACUACCGCCCCGAUGCUGGCUCAGACCUCGCCUUCGACUACAAGUACGAGCCGAAGGAGACCGAUCGCACGGACGCUCUCGACGAGGCCAAGGGCUACAUCAACACGACCGUGACGCAGCUGUUCUACACCUGCAACAAGAUCCACGACUUCUACUACCGCUACGGCUUCACCGAGGCUGCCGGCAACUUCCAGCAGUACAACUUUGGCCGCGGCGGCGCGGAGAACGAUGGUGUGAUUGCGAAUGCGCAGGACGGCUCGGGCUACAACAACGCGAACUUCAUGACGCCACCCGACGGCCAGAACGGUCGCAUGCGGAUGUACCUCUGGAACACGAUCAUCCCCUACCGCGACGGCGACCUCGAGGCGGGCAUCGUCAUCCACGAGUUCGCGCACGGCCUGAGCACGCGUCUGACGGGCGGGCCCGCGAACUCUGGCUGCCUCGGCUGGGGCGAGAGCGGCGGGAUGGGCGAGGGCUGGGGCGACUUCAUCGCAACGUCGAUCCGCAGCACGGCCAAGUACUCGGACUACCCGAUGGGCGCGUGGGCGGCGAACCGCGAGGGCGGGAUCCGCAACUACCCGUACUCGCUCAACGAGACGGUGAACCCGUCGACGUACAAGACGCUCGACAAGCCGGGCUACUGGGGCGUGCACGCGAUCGGCGAGGUGUGGGCGGAGAUCCUGUGGGUUGUGCAGCAGCGGCUCAUCGCCGUGCACGGCUUCUCGGACACGCUCUUCCCGCCGCUGCCGGAUGCGGAUGGCAACGUUCCGGAGGGUGACUUCUACCGCCCGCGCGUUGGCAAGAAGCCGCUCGUGCCCAAGCACGGCAACACGCUCUCUGUGCAGCUCGUUAUCAGCGCGAUGAAGCUCCAGCCGUGCCGCCCGUCGUUCUUUGACGCGCGCGACGCGAUCAUCGCCGCCGACGAGGCGCUCACCGGCGGUGAGAACUUCUGCACGCUCUGGAAGGGCUUCUCCGAGCGCGGCCUUGGGCCCGACGCCAAGCUCGAGGGCAGCACGCCGUGGGGCGGAGGGAUCCGCACCAACGACUACGCCCUCCCGACGGCGUGCCGCGACGACAAGAUCUAA
Molecule: messenger RNA, 2382 nt
Organism: Schizophyllum commune H4-8
Lineage: Eukaryota; Fungi; Basidiomycota; Agaricomycetes; Agaricales; Schizophyllaceae
Exons: 4
Coding region: 1-2382 (793 amino acids)
Molecular function (GO): metalloendopeptidase activity; zinc ion binding
Source: RefSeq, a predicted model, not a curated record